AUGUUUUUCUCACUCCCCACACUGACGGUGCUUGUCCCUCUGCUGUCACUGGCUGGUAUUUUGUAUUCUGCCUCUGUAGAAGAGGACUUUCCCAAGGGGUGCACCAGCACAGCCAGUGUUUGUUUCUACAGCCUCCUGCUUCCAAUCACUUUGCCUGUGUAUGUGUUUUUUCAUCUGUGGACAUGGAUGGGACUUAAGCUGUUUAGGCACAAUUAA
Messenger RNA from Staurois parvus, 216 nucleotides. NCBI's taxonomy places the organism in Eukaryota, Metazoa, Chordata, Amphibia, Anura, Ranidae. The record is from the annotation of a GenBank genome assembly.